This is a messenger RNA of Chinchilla lanigera (long-tailed chinchilla), 659 nucleotides long. RefSeq names its product cystatin-13-like. The transcript has 4 exons. Lineage: Eukaryota; Metazoa; Chordata; Mammalia; Rodentia; Chinchillidae. The record is from RefSeq and is a predicted model, not a curated record. Gene Ontology annotation, molecular function: cysteine-type endopeptidase inhibitor activity. Bases 165 to 593 code for a protein of 142 amino acids.
GUGGGGACCAGAGCCAGUGGCUCAAGUCCUCACAGUGGACCAGUACCAGUCCUGGUUCCGAGCACUGCCUCCAGAAGCUGGCUGAGGGUGUCCACCCUGCAGAGGCAGCAGGGCCCUGCCCCAGAAGGCCAGAGCGUGUGGCCUGUGCCCGUGGCUGCGGAGCCAUGCCCAGACUCUGCUGGGCCCUGCUGCUGCUCCUCACGGUGGCUGCAAUCCUUGAGUCCAGCGUGGUGCAAGCCUGGAGCUCCUCGAAGGUGGUGCGGCCGUUCCAGGACAUCUCCUCGUCCUACGUGUAUGUGCAGCAGGCAGUCUGGUACGCCAUGAAGGACUACAACAAGGCCAGCAAGGACAAGUACAGCUUCCGCGUGCUGGAGAUUCUGAAGUCCCAGGAGCAGGUCACAGACAGCCUGGAGUACUAUAUUGAAGCCAAAAUUGCCCGAACGAUGUGCAAGAAGGCUGCCGGAGAAAAUGAACACUGUUUGUUUCAAAAGGAUCCCAACAUGCAGAAGGUGUUUUUUUGCACUUUUAUUGUUAGAUCUAAGCCAUGGAAAUUUGAGCUGUCCAUGCUGAAGAAGCACUGCACAGAUGCCUAGUGGGUUUCUGGUUCUCCGCAUAUACAUUCUGCUUGGCGAGGAGUAAAGGCCUUUGAGAUGCCCAAA